AUGAUAGUAAUAGUUUAUGUUAUAGAUUAGCACAGUGCGGUUUGGUGCAAAUAAAUGUCUGGAAAAGUGUCUGAAGAAAACGGUCUAGGACCCCUGCAUUUUCCCAACUUUCACAAACGUGUUCAGAACAAAUAUGAGGAAAUGCAAAAAAGACUGGAGAAAGCUAAAUCUAUUGACUCAUUCUUAAUGGUAGAUGAUGACGAAAUAGUCAAAGUUGAUAAUGAAUUCCGAGAAACUGAAAACGACUUGAAAGAGGAAACAGUACACGUUGUUCAAAGACCAAUUUCUCGGGAAAGUCUUUUAGUGGAGGAAGCUGAAAUUCAAGAUGUGUUCUAUGAAGACUCAUCCUCGCUUAAUGCACGGCAGAGGUGUAUAUCCUUGCAGAAUAUUAACGAAGCUAGUUACAGUGUGGUGUACAAAUCUAAAUCAGAUACUGUGUUUUUUGCUGACAACUUCAGGAAUAAUAGUUUAGACUCACUAAAUGAGAUAGGCAAAGAGAAUGCUGAAGUCAUUUCCUUAUCUCCGGCGCCCGCCACUCCACCUAAAAUUUCGAUUCGGGAUCGCAUCGGAUCAAGAAUAAACGCUGCUAAAGAAAGACGUAUGGAAAAGGCAAAAAAUGCUGCCAUUCAGAAAAAGAAGAAAGAACCUCGACAAGAGAAGGAGAAAAUUGAAAAGCAGGUCAUCUUAAGCAGCACUACAAAACGUGAUGUGAUAAAGCUGAAAAGAAAUAAAAAAGCGACAGUGACUGUCGCGCUUAUAGAGGCUAAAGGAUUCAGAGAAACAAGUAUAGAUUUCAAAAGAAGUUUAUCAUGUCGCUUCAGACUAGGCUUAGAGAAAUAUAAAUCAAAAGUUGUUAAAAACCACACCCCCGUAGUUAAAUGGGGAGAGUUGCUCAAUCUCGGUAUGUAUGAUGAACAAGUACUCGAAAUUUCUCUCUGGGAAAAAGAAACAUACUUGGGAAGAUGCGAUUACGAUUUGUCAAAAGUAGAAAAAGAAAAAACACACAAAAUUAACAUAAAAUUAGAUGAACUACCGGACAUUACAAUAUUCGUUCUACUUACAAUUACGGGCACGACAAUCGACGAAAGUAUAUUUGAAAGUGUUGAAAACAUUGACACGAUGAAACAAGUUGAAAACAUAGCACAGACACACAAAUGGUAUCACUUUAAAGAGGACUACACUGAUGUGGGAUGUCUUUCGGUAGUAGUUUACGGCGCAAUGGGUCUAGUGAGCAACGAAUGCCACUGCAUUCUUCAGUUAGACAAUGAUCGAGUCCAAACUGCAACUGAAUAUAAGACCAAUGAACCACAAUGGAUGAAAAUGUUUACUUUUACAGUUAAAGACGUAACUUCCUUAUUAGAAGUCACUGUCCACGAUGAAAAGAAAGGAGAAAAUAUAGGAAGAAUAUCUAUUCCACUGCUUCGCAUUAGAAAUGGAGAGAAGAAGUGGUAUGCGCUAAAGGAUAAUAGUGAAAGACAUAGAGCUAAGGGUGACAAUCCAAGAAUUUUGAUAGAGAUGAGUCUGCAAUGGAAUCUUAUCAAAUCAUCACGCCGUAUAAUCAAUCCAAAAGAACUUCGUUUUCUUGAAGCAGAGGAGAAAUUAGACCGUCAUGUGUUUCAAAGGAACCUAGCUCGAGCGAAGAAAGUGGUCAGAUGGAAUAUCAGCACCUUUCAACUGAUCAAAGCUUGCUUCGAAUGGGAAGACAAGCGAAUGAAUUUUAUAGCCCUUGUCGUGUGGCUGUUAGGUUGCUGUUUCUUGAAAGUGUGGAUGCUGCCACUUUUCUUCUUGAUACCAUUCGUUUACUAUCGCCCACCAAACUUUUACUUCGUAAACUGGCAGUACGAACCGUACCAAGGACAUAGAUUAGACGAAGAAGACGAUGAAAACUCUAAGAAUGAUAAGGAACAGAAAACUUCUCUGAGACAGAAGAUUUACUCCUUCCAGGAAAUGCUGCAGUCAGUGCAGUCCUUUAUCGGAGAUAUCGCGUGUUUCGGCGAACAAGUCAAGAACCUGUUCAAUUUCACGGUGCCUUAUCUGAGCUACUUAGCAAUAUUUCUGCUAUUGGUGAUCGCCCUGGUGCUCUACCUUGUACCAAUUGAGUACAUUCUGAUGGCGUGGAGCAUCCGCAAGUAUACACGAAAAAUUCUGCAGCCACAUAGGGAACCAAACAAUGAAGUGUUGGAUCUAAUCUCCCGCGUCCCGCAUGACGAUGUUUUGCUGAAGUGCCAGGAGUUGGCUCUUGAAAAAUCAGAAGAAAUAAUAAUUUAAUUUCGAGUGCGUCAUUAAUUAGCUGUUAAGAGUUUCGUUUGAUCUGCUUUUAUUAUUUUACUAAUUAGUUCUUUUUUGUACUUUGUUAAUUAAACCAUUUCCUUAUUUAAAUCACUAAA
This is a messenger RNA of Plutella xylostella (diamondback moth), 2387 nucleotides long. RefSeq names its product multiple C2 and transmembrane domain-containing protein. Lineage: Eukaryota; Metazoa; Arthropoda; Insecta; Lepidoptera; Plutellidae. Gene Ontology annotation, molecular function: calcium ion binding. Gene Ontology annotation, biological process: regulation of neurotransmitter secretion. Gene Ontology annotation, cellular component: synaptic vesicle membrane. The record is from RefSeq and is a predicted model, not a curated record.